Molecule: messenger RNA, 3156 nt
Organism: Carassius auratus (goldfish)
Lineage: Eukaryota; Metazoa; Chordata; Actinopteri; Cypriniformes; Cyprinidae
Gene: pnkp
Product: polynucleotide kinase 3'-phosphatase
Exons: 18
Coding region: 1037-2809 (590 amino acids)
Biological process (GO): DNA repair
Cellular component (GO): nucleus
Molecular function (GO): double-stranded DNA binding; protein binding; polynucleotide 3'-phosphatase activity
Source: RefSeq, a predicted model, not a curated record
AAGCCACAUGUUAGGACACUAACAAUGGCUGUCUCAGAAUAUUUUCUCAAAAUAUCUGGCUCAAGUUCAAGGCCACGUUUCAUAGCACUUGUCUGCCUUGUGCCCUUAAUGAUUCUUGUGGCCAAUGACUGACUAGCUGAAUCCCCAACCACAUGACAAACCUCCCGGAACCUGCUUGCAGUAACCCUUGAUUUCCGAAUCUGUCCCCAAGCAGUGCAUUUUGACUGUAGUCUUGUGGCCUCUUCAAUCUGGCAAGCUGAGCUAUGGGUAACCUUUAUAGACUCCAGAUGAAGUGCUUGAUGGUGUGUGGGCACAAAUUUUAAAUUACAGCUAAACUCAUAACCAAGCACAGGUAGUGGGGGAAAAUUAACAUCAGGAACACCUGCAGCUAUAGGGGGACAUUGGUAAGACAGUUUACUGCCACAAGGUACAGGACCAAAUUGUGAGGGGACCAACUCUACUUUUGACAUACCCUCAAGUAUGUGUGCCAGCAUAGGCUUGGGAUUUAUCCGAUUUAGUUUUGCACCAGAAGCCAAGACAUCAGCAAAUUAUGAACACAAAUUAUGAGUCGUGAAGACAUUAAGCUGUAGCUGUGCGCACACACACACACAAACAGAAACAAAACAAACAAACACACACACAAACACAUAAACAAAGUUGUGAAUUACCCAACAGAUUGAAAUUAAAAUAAAUACAAAAUACAAAAUCUAAACAGCAGAUUACAGUCGUAGUUCAACGUCCAGAUAUGAACCGGAUUUGCACGUCGAGUGGACGUCCAGAUAUGGUCCAGACCGACCGACCCAAUUUAGACUUGAUCUGCACGUCGUAUAGACGUCUCAUGUUUGUUGGGUGGUAUGUCAGAAACUACAGUAAACAUAGUAACAAAUGACGACAUGGGAAUCAAACAAUAGAUGUCGCUGUUCCACAUCGGAGAUAUUCACGUGUCGGACCAGAACAGUCUGUACAACAACUGAGCCACAAGAAGUUAACGUAACGUUUUAGGCAACUGUCCAUCGGGUGUCGUCUGUGAAUAGAGAUGCAGUGCACACUAGUAAGUGUGAACGGAGCUCGGGUUGAACUGGCAGAUGGUCGAGCUUUAAUGUUAGGUCGAGGCCCUGAAACCAAAAUCACAGACAAGAAGUGCUCAAGGCAUCAAGUCAAACUUGUGGCCAACUAUACCAAACAGGAAGUUCUGGUUACACAGCUCGGUCCCAACCCUUGUUCCCUGGACGGUCAGUGUUUGGGACGUGGCGAGUCUGGAUGUUUGACAGCUGGCUGCACACUGUAUCUGGUCAAUCAGUCCCACCCAUUUACAGUCGAAUUUGUUGGAAAGCCAAAUGAAAAGUCCUCCUCUCCUCAGAAGAAAGGAAAAGCAGCAAAUGAAAGCAGAGACAGACAGAAAAGCUCAAAUGAUGGGUCCGGCCCCAAGAGGAGCAUCCACGAUUAUUUUUCUAAAUCCCCUAAAAAGGCGACAAAACGCCCUCACAGCCCAGAGGAUGAUGUCCCUCCCACGAAACGAGGCUGUGGUGGUGAUGAAGAUGAUGAAGAUGAUGAGGCCUCAGCUGAAGAAAAGCUUAAGCAGUUCCAAGCACAUGCACAGAAAGAGUGUGAGAAGCUGGAGUCACCAUCAGCCAAAGCCACUGCUCCAUCUUCCUCUUGUUCUCAAAGUCACUGGCAACAGAUCGGCAGCCUUCUGCUCUUCACUGCCGCAGGGGCUCCAGAUAGCUCCAAAAUUGCAGGGUUUGACAUUGAUGGCUGCAUCAUCACUACGAAGUCUGGAAAAGUAUUUCCCACAAGUCCAGAUGACUGGAGGAUUCUGUUCCCAGAGAUUCAGCCCAGACUGGCCAGUCUUUUGAAGAAAGGAUACAAGGUGGUGUUUUUCACCAAUCAGAUGGGUAUUUCUAGAGGCAAGCUCAGACCGGAGGUGUUCAAGUCAAAGGUUGAGGAUAUUCUACAGACGCUGCAGUUGCCCAUCCAGGUAUUUGCUUCCACAGCCCCUGGUAUAUACAGGAAGCCUGUUAUUGGGAUGUGGGAACAUCUGUGUGAGAAGGCGAAUGGAGGAGUGGCUGUAGAUGUGUCACAGAGCUUCUAUGUAGGAGAUGCAGCAGGACGUCCCGCUAACUGGGCACCAGGAAAAAAGAAGAAAGACUUCUCCUGCAGUGACAGACUGUUUGCCAUCAACAUUGGUCUUCAGUUUCACACACCAGAGGAAUACUUCUUGGGCUGGAAACCCGCUCAGUUCAGCUUGCCAGAAUUUGAUCCUAGGAAAUUGGAUUCUGAAAGACAUCUUUACGAUCCUCCAGAUGCCUCCCUCACAUCCACCAAGCAGGAAGUCAUUGUAGCAGUGGGAUUUCCUGGAUCUGGCAAAUCAACGUUCUUCCAGACACACAUCGUUCCGCAGGGCUACGUGUAUGUGAACAGGGACACACUUGGCUCCUGGCAGCAGUGUGUUUCAGCUUGUGAACGCGCUCUAAAGGAAGGCCAAAGCGUUGCAGUGGACAACACUAACCCUGACCCUGAGUCUAGAAAAAGAUAUGUAGAUGUCAGUCAAAGUGCUGGAGUUCCCUGCAGGUGUUUCAACUUCACAGCGAGUCUGGAACAAGCAAAGCAUAACAACAGGUUUCGUGAGAUGAUUCCUUCGGCCGUCAAGCAUGUUCAUGUCAAUGACAUGGUGAUGCACAGCUACAAGAAAAAGUUUGUGGCACCCAGUUUGUCUGAGGGCUUCUCUGAAAUCCUGCAGAUUAAUUUUGUGCCGAGUUUCAGGGAAAAAAGAUCAGAGUUCCUCUUCAUGCAGUUCUCCGAGGGCUAAGCGUGAAGUUGAGCAAAACCCAAUUGACAAUUAGUUGAAUCUUUUUUACCUAGCAAUAAGAGGAAAUCAGAAGAAUUCUAGAACAAUUGACAAUACAACAAUUACACAAGUUACACAACUAAUUGUAUUGUGUGUUAUACUGUCUCUUUCAGUUAGGUUUACACCUGUCUUUAAGUGACUUUGAAAGAUUUUAGCAGUUAUGAAGUCUCCCCAAAAGCAAAUUUAAAAAAGUAAAUUAAAGACAGGUGUUAUGAAGACUAAUAAAUUGAGGAAAUGAUUUUGAUUUUAUGAUCGCUUGUAUUGCUUGUAGAUUGUGUCAGACUGAAUAAAUACAAUUACAAUGUCAA